Messenger RNA from Erythranthe guttata (spotted monkey flower), 5584 nucleotides. RefSeq lists its product as uncharacterized. NCBI's taxonomy places the organism in Eukaryota, Viridiplantae, Streptophyta, Magnoliopsida, Lamiales, Phrymaceae. Gene Ontology annotation, molecular function: protein binding. The record is from RefSeq and is a predicted model, not a curated record.
GGGUCAAGGGUCUUUAUCAGAAAUAACUAUUAUAUGGGGGUCAUUUCAUAAUUUCCAUAAAUUCCCCCGAAAAAAAAUAAAUAACAAUUCACGAUUAUUUGAUUUGGCUGUUCUGACCACCCAAACCCUCACCCUCUGUUUUCUCCUUCCUCGCAUAUUUUCUCUCUCUGCAUCUCUCGAUUGCUCUCGCAAACCCUAAUUCUCGCUCUAUCUAUAUUCAAACAUAUCUGUAUACAUCUCCCAAUUCGCUUUCGAAAUCUGGUUCACUCUGCAAUUCUCGUAUUGAUUCACUUCUCUCUCCUCCUCUCUCUCUCUCUCGUUCUCGUUCUCGGCGGCGUACUUUUAUUCUUGUGCUUUUUUCUGUGUGUGUUUCGGUUGAGGUUUGUGAUUGGUUGCUGAUUUUCUCUGUGAUACCGAUUUAACCUAAUGGCGGAAAGCAAGCUAGAUCUCCCGGAGGAUCUCAUCACAUCUAAGCCGUCCGAUCAAUCGUGGAUUCCGAAAGCUUCCAUGGGAAAUGAUGAGGACAAGGGGUUGGUGGGUUUACUGGAUGAAUCCAAAGAUGGAGCAGUGUCUGAGAGCAUCCCAUUGUCUCCGCAGUGGCUGUAUACCAAGCCAAAUGAACCAAAAAUGGAUACCCGUGGGCCAAGUUCUCUGUCUCUUGGUAGCUCUGCUGAUUUGAAUCAGAAGGAGGUAUGGCGUGGAGAUGCAGCUGAAGAGAAAAAAGAUUGGAAAAGGGUUGCUUCAGAACCUGAUAAUGGUCGCCGCUGGCGUGAAGAAGAAAGGGAAACUGGACUGCUUGGUCGAAGGGACCGCAGGAAGACGGAAAGACGGGUUGACAAUGCUCCAGUCAGAGAAACAACUGACAAUAGAUCCUUACCUGCUGCUGACAGGUGGCUUGAUGCAAGUAAUCGCAAUUCUGGGCAUGAAACAAGGCGCGAUAGCAAAUGGUCUGUAAGGUGGGGUCCUGAUGACAAAGAGAAGGAUGCUCGGGUGGAGAAGAGGACAGAUGUUGAGAAGGAAGAGUCACUUGGUGAAAGCCAAUCUGUUGUUUCGAAUAGCCGUUCUGUUGCUGAACGUGAUUCAGAUACUCGUGAUAAGUGGAGGCCUAGGCACAGGAUGGAGGCAAAUCCAGGUGGCCCUGUUUCUUAUCGUGCUGCUCCAGGAUUUGGGCCCGAAAGGGGACGGGCUGAGGGCUCCAAUGUGGGCUUUACUGUAGGGCGUGGCAGAUCCAGUGUUUCAGCUGUAAGACCUCCAUCUGCAGGUCCAGGUCCAAUUGGUGCUGCUCAAUAUGACAAAAGCGGAGAUACUCUUGGAAAACCAAGCCUCUCCGUUGAGAGGUUUGUUUACCCGAGAGGCAAACUACUUGACAUAUACCGUAAGCAAAAGCUGGAUUCAUCCUUGGCUCACAUGCCCGACAAUUUGGAGGAAGUUCCCCCGAUAACUCAGUUAGAUGUUGUUGAACCUUUAGCUUUUGUUGUUCCUGAUGCUGAGCAGGAAGCCACUCUAAAUGAUAUAUGGAAGGGUAAACUGAUGAGUAGUGAAGCCUCAUACAGUUCAUUUAAGAAGGGUAGAUCCAUGGAUAAUAUUUCAGAUGUGGGAGACCUUGAAUCCACAAAUGGAAGACAGGCUUCCCUCUCUGCUGAUUUCACCAAGGAGAUACCAAAUGACCUUCAGAAAGCUUCAGUGGAUUUUCAUGAAGCUAGUGCUGACAGCAUCUUCUACAAUAAUAUACUAAAUACAGAAAGAAAUGCUGACCGUGAAGGAAAGUAUGAAGUUUCCGAUGCGAUGAAUGGAAGAGAACUGGAAAUUGGUAGUUUACAAGCUCUAAAGGGUGCACAGUUUGAUGCCUUUAAACUGAAUGUUGCAGAUUCUGCUGUUAACCAGUUUGGCAGCGUGAAAACUGCCCCAUCAUUUGUUGUUACAAGCAAACUUCCUGAUGAGUCAAACUCCCUUUUUGCCAUGCCAACAUCAGGGCAGUAUUGGGAAGGCCGGCAUCAUGAGAUUGAAAGCAGAGGCAAUGAAUAUCAGUUAGACAGACGAAUUCCUGCAGAGGAAAUGAGUUUGUUCUAUCAGGAUCCUCAAGGGGAAAUCCAGGGACCGUUUCUUGGAGUGGACAUCAUAUCAUGGUUUGAUCAAGGGUUUUUCGGGACUGAUCUACCUGUCCGCUUAGAAGAUGCUCCUGACGAGUCACCCUUUCAUGAAUUGGGAGAUGUUAUGCCUCACUUGAAAUUUCGACAUGAAUAUGAUAGUGGAACUGAUUUAAAUUCCAAUCUAGAAAAAUCAAUUGCAAUGGAGGGUAUAUCAGAACCAAGCUUACAAUCUGGUGUUCCUGUUCCUCAAUCUAUGCCCUCUAAUGCAGCUGAGCGCUCAGGCUGGCACUUGUCUGAUUUUGAUUCUCUCUCUGCACAUAAUGUUCAGUCAAAAGCAUCUGAACAUCAACGUAAUAUGUCACAACACAUGUACUCUCAAGGAGAAGAUUUCCGUGAUUUUGGUGCCCAAGACGAAGAAAUCGUGUUUCCUGGGAGACCUGGAAGUGGUGGUUCUGCUAUGGGGAAGAUUCCCAGAGGAUAUGGUGAACCCUCUACAAAUACUGGCACCCAGUCUUACAUGACUAAUGAAAUGACUGAGUUUGGUGUCCCUAAUCAGAAAGAUGGUAAGUUGCAUCCUCUUGGUUUAUUGUGGUCUGAGCUUGAAAGUACAUAUGGUAGGAAUGAUCAGACACUUCCGUUUGGUGGAGUUGCACAAGAGAAACUUGUGAACCCUCUAUCUGGAAGGCAUGCCUCUUUUGGUGCAAUGGCUGAUCAAACUCAUGCUCCUGAGACAUGGAAUGAUGUUUAUGGAAGCAACUCACUUUCCGAAUCCAACUUGUAUCGAGAUGGCAUGGAUGCCCGCCAUUCUUCAAGAAUGGACCAAGACUUUAACCAUUUUGAUUUAGUAGAUAAGCUGCCUCAGCAACUUCAGCAGCAGCAGCAUAUUCAGGCACAUAACAUGAUGUCACCUCAUAAUACGCACUUGAAUGAAGCGAUACUACAUGCGGGUCCAAGUUCAAAAUUGAUGCACCACAAACAGCUAGCCAAUCAAACGGGGCAAGAUGUGGAACACAUUUUGGCGCUCCAGAUGCAGCAGCAGAGGCAACUGCAAAUUCAACAACAGCAGCAGCAGAUAGAACAGCAACAGCAAUUCCAUCAACAGCAAAUGUUGAAAGAGCAACAGCAGCAGUCUCAGGCCAGGCAGAUCCUUCUUGAGCAGCUUUUGCAGAGCCAAAUGCGCGAGUCUGGUCGUGGACAGUCACGUAUUGACGCUCUUAGAUCGAACGCUGCUCUUGAACAGGUCAUACUGAAGCAACAAAUCCUAAAUGAUCUGCAACAACGUUCCCAAUUUCCUUCGAGGCAUUCUGACCCAUCUCUCGAGCAGUUGGUUCAAGCAAAAUAUGGUCAAAUGCCUCAUCAAGCGCAUCAAAAUGAUUUACUAGAACUCUUAUCCCGUGGAAGGCAUGGACAAAUCCACCCCCUUGAACAACAGAUUCUUCAGCAAGAUCAGCUGCAUGGUAGGCAGUUGGGGCUGAGGCAGCGAUUGGAGAUGGAAGAAGAAAGGCAACUGAAUCCUGGUUGGCCGCAUGACGAAGCUAGUCACUUCCACAGAAAUCCCGCUUCUCAUAGAGCUAUUUCUGCUGGAUUCGGCCCUAUGGAUUUUUAUUCGCAACAAAAACCGCCUUUGGAGGACCAUCUCCGCCACCUCGAUCGCAAUCUUUCAGUACAAGAUAGACUUCAACAACUUGGUCAUUAUGACCCUGGUAUGUUGCCCUUUGAGCGCUCAAUGUCGUUGCCUGGUGGUGGCGCUGGGGUAAAUCGUGAUGUGAAUUCCAUGGCCCGUGCACAAGGUUUAGAAAUGCAGGAGCAGAUUGCACGGAUGCACCAUGGUGGUCAAGUUGGUGGUGGUUUUUCAUCUGGUGUUCAUUCCCACCCUUUAAUUCCGAAUCAGUUCCAUGGUUCACGCUUGGACUCAGUGGAAGGUCAUUUGCCUGAGAAUAAUAGUCAGUUAUCAAAUGACUGGAUGGAGUCUAGGAUUCAACAGCUACAUCUUCACAAUGAGAGGCAGAGAAGGGAAUUGGAAGCCAAGAGGAAUACCGAAGAUCCUAGUUUGUGGAUGUCGGCUGGAGCACAUGACGACAGUUCAAAGCGUUUGCUGAUGGAACUGCUGCAUCAGAAAUCUGGCCAACAAUCGAACGAACAGUUUGAUGUAACUAAUGGAACACCUCAUGAGAGAAGGCCACCGUCAGGUCAUUAUUCUGGGACAAACAUGAUUCCGAACCAUCCAUUUGGUGGGCUUUCGGAUCAAGAGUCGGGUUUCAACAACUCAUUCAAUGUUGGGUCUUAUGGUUCUGAUUCUGGUGUACCACCACCUCAGAAUCGACUCUCUGAGGGGAUAACCAAUGUUAUGGAAAUUGGUGGAUUCCCUUAUAGAUCUAAUGCUGGACCAUUAGUUGAUGGCAAGCCAUUUGUUUCGGACAUUGAUGAGAACUCUCAGGUAAUCCCUGAUAAUUCUAGCAUGAAAAAUAAGGCAGCCAAAAAACUAACUCUGUCUAAUGUGGAAGAAAACAAAAGAGUGCUCAUAAAUGAAGGUAACAUUCAGGGAAUAAUUUCAGAGGCCCAAGAAGGCGUAGCUGGCAUGGUGUCUGUUGAAAGAGGGGAGAUGCCGGUCACUGUCCUUAGCAGGAAUAAGUCUGGAUCUGCUGUUUUUCACAAUGAGAAGAUUGGAUCAGGCGAUUCUCUAUUGGAGGAUGCUUCUAAGGAUAGGUUGCGAUCUUCAAGUUCAAAAGGACCAGAAAACGUGUUGCUGAGGCGUCCACCUGUUUCACGAGCUGCAUCUUCUCAAGAAGGGUUGUCUGAACUGACUGCUGAUCCAGUUGCUAGGGGGAAAAAUCUUUCAAAUACUCUACCUUCUGAAGGGGUGAGGAGAGAACAGGGAGGUAAUAAUGCCGGAAACAUGGAAACAACCGGAAGAAGAGACGCUGCGCAGUUUAGAAGAACAUCGUCGUGUAAUGAUGCUGAUGUAUUGGAGACAUCAUUCAGUGACAUGCUUAAAAGCAAUAAUACCAAAAAGGCAGCAUCGUCAUCAUCACAAGAAACAACUGGUAAUGCGUCGGCAGAUUUGUCUUCGGAUGGAAUGUUGGCUGCUGCUCGGAACAACAAAAAGAAGGGUAAAAAAGGUAGGCAGAUUGAUCCUGCUCUUCUUGGCUUCAAAGUUACUAGCAAUCGAAUAAUGAUGGGCGAAAUUCAGCGCAUUGAAGAUUAAUUAUAGAAAAGGAAAUGCAGUUGUAUUGUUCAGCAAUCACUGUACAGGGUGGGUUGGGUUUUGUACAUUUUUUCUUUUUUUUUUUGCUUAAUUAGAGGUUAAUUUUUAUAUUUUCACAUGUAUUUUUUUCGGGCAUCGUGUUGCAGUCCCAUUUGUGAGUUUGUAGGGUUAGUUGAAUUUGUAGCUUGGCACUUUAGAAGCCAGUCUAGAAUAGGUGAACAUAACUUUUUUUUUUUGAAUAUUAGAAAUGACAAUAAAAUGAAUAAAAUGUAAUACUAAUUAUGUUUUA